Messenger RNA from Endocarpon pusillum Z07020, 411 nucleotides. RefSeq lists its product as uncharacterized. Gene Ontology annotation, biological process: proteasome regulatory particle assembly. The record is from RefSeq and is a predicted model, not a curated record. The coding region runs from base 1 to 411 and encodes 136 amino acids. Lineage: Eukaryota; Fungi; Ascomycota; Eurotiomycetes; Verrucariales; Verrucariaceae. Gene Ontology annotation, molecular function: protein-macromolecule adaptor activity. The transcript has a single exon.
AUGUCCUCAGAAGCAAGGCCAAUUCCACCCGCGCAAUUUGCGGCUGCGCUUGAGGACCUGCCAGUGGAGAACCUCUAUGCUAAAGUCUCGGAGAUUCGAAAUUCUAUUGCUCACCUGGAAAGAUCGAACAAAGAGCUCGAAGACUACUCGAAUAGUGCCGGAGGGGAUGCUGACUGCGUGGCUGCUGUGCGGGAGAAUGAGGAAGUGAUUGGCAGGAUGAAUGGCAGGAUCGAGCUAAUCAAGAACGAGGUUGAGCGGAGAGGUCAGAAAUGGCACGAAGCAGAAAUGAAUGGAGAAGUGGAUGGCGAAGCCGCAGCUGGUGGUACCCUGACCGAUGAAGAGCUACGAAGGGAGAUGGAAGCGAGGAUGGCAGAAGAGGAUGACGACGCAGAAGAGGGGGUGCAUUUAUGA